This is a messenger RNA of Drosophila innubila, 1573 nucleotides long. It is a transcript of the gene Fgop2, whose product is annotated as FGFR1 oncogene partner 2 homolog. Bases 206 to 1186 code for a protein of 326 amino acids. The transcript is spliced from 2 exons. The record is from RefSeq and is a predicted model, not a curated record. NCBI's taxonomy places the organism in Eukaryota, Metazoa, Arthropoda, Insecta, Diptera, Drosophilidae.
CAGCUGUCAAACCACCUAUAAAUAAUUGGGUCGCACCAAAAUUUCUAAUAGUAACUUUUUUGGUGGUUUUGUUGUUUGUAAAAUUUCAAUGAUUGGAUAAAUAAUAAUAUUAAACAAACUACAACUUGCAGAUAGCGAGGUCUGCUACAAACAAAAGGAAUUGCAAUCUUGAGGGGAAUAUCGUUUUAGAGGAGCGGCUGGCAAUAUGUCGAACCUAUCGGUGGGGCAGAUGAUAAUGGACGCGCAGCGCAUGGCCAGUCGUGUCAAGGAUUUGGAUGCACUGGGAACAGCGUUGUUGGAGGAGGCGGAGACUAACAAUCGUCUGGUGGAGAGUUUGCGACAAUAUCAGGACGACAUAGAGUCCUUAAAUCGCAUCUCCAAUAACAAAUCCAAUGUGGAUAUGGUGAAUCGUAUACAGCAACAAAAUGUCAACAGCUCCGAAAUCCUUAAAGAGAAUCGCGAGCUGAAAAUCUGCAUUGAGGAUUACGAGCGGGCCAUGGAACUGAUGAUGCAAAAGUACCGCGAACACACAGUUACCAAAGUUCUCGAUAGCAAAUUCAAUUUCAAAGAGCUGUACAACGAACGGCUGUGGCAGGUGAUACGUGAUCAGCGCGAUAAAAUCAACGAAAUGGCAGCGGUAAUGCAUCGGGCGGCGACUGCCGAUGAUGAGAAUGUGCAGCGGGAACUGCAGACAAUUUCACAGCUGCGCAUGGAGAAUGAAACGUUGCGUGAACUACUGGAAAUCUCAAAGCAUUACGGUUCAGCGCAGCGUCCCAUACGCGACUCUGAUCAUCUGCUCGAGGAGAAGGCGGUGCAAACGGAUAGUCAGGCGGAUGACUCCGCCGACGAUCUGUCCAUAUCAGGUGCCUCAGUGGAGAACAUGAACAACAAUUCAGUCAUACAGUUGUAUAGCAGCCCAGAGCUGCCGAGCAAUAAUUCAGCAAACAACACUGCCUCAGUCAACGCUUCUAGCGCUGCUCCGUUAACCAACACUGUUGAAGAUGCCACAGCUAUAACUGUUGUGGAUGCUGUUGAGAACACAAACGCCAAUGAGAAUAAUAACGGACCUGCUGCCCAUAGCACGCCAGAAUCUGGCAAAGCGACGGUGGCAGCGACGCCGACAGCGACGGCAACUGAACUGGAGGAGGAUGUUGCGAAGUCCAUUGCGGGUUCCAGUGCAACAUGAUGAUAGGUGCUGUUACAGCAAUGUCAACGUUGCAUUAUCAUCGUCAGUCAAUCAUCAUUGUUAAUUUGUAUUCGCUUCAAAUGGCACAUUAUUAAUUUUCCAAGCAUUAACGACAUAAACACACACCUACACAGCACCUCCAUUUAGUUCAUACUUGCAUACAUUACUAUACAUACAUAUGAUUAUUACUCUGCAUUAGUUCGUAUCGACUAAUAAUCUCUAAGUAAUUUAUACAAAAAAAAUAACAUAUAUGCAAAAUAACGUCUAUACAUAGCGGAAAACAACAUUCAUCAAAACCUAAAACACCACACACACAUAAAUACAAUUUGUAAUCCAUGUUGUACUCUGUCGACUUUAUGAUUUCUUAAUAAAUUCCAUAAUGUGAAG